This is a messenger RNA of Zingiber officinale, 1677 nucleotides long. Its product is annotated as malate synthase, glyoxysomal-like. The coding region runs from base 1 to 1677 and encodes 558 amino acids. Gene Ontology annotation, cellular component: cytoplasm. The transcript has 4 exons. Gene Ontology annotation, molecular function: malate synthase activity. The record is from RefSeq and is a predicted model, not a curated record. NCBI's taxonomy places the organism in Eukaryota, Viridiplantae, Streptophyta, Magnoliopsida, Zingiberales, Zingiberaceae. Gene Ontology annotation, biological process: glyoxylate cycle.
AUGGCUGCCAAUCGGAGAUUCUACGACGCACCUGAGGGGGUCGAUAUCAGAGGAAGGUACGACACCGAGUUCGCCGGCAUUCUCAGCGAGGACGCCCUGCGUUUCGUGGCGGAGCUGCACCGGGAGUUCCGCUCCCACAUCCGCUACGCCAUGGAGCGCCGCCGCGAGGCGCAGCGGAGGUACAACUCCGGCGAGCUGCCCGGGUUCGACCCGGCCACAAGGUGCAUCAGAGAAGGUGACUGGGUCUGCGCGCCGGUUCCCCCUGCCAUCGCCGACCGGACCGUCGAGAUCACCGGCCCGGCGGACCGGAAGACCAUAAUUAACGCACUCAAUUCCGGCGCCAAAGUCUUCAUGGCCGACUUCGAGGAUGCUUUGUCGCCCACAUGGGAGAAUCUGAUGAGAGGUCAGAUCAACCUGCGAGAUGCAGUCGACAGGACAAUCACAUUCCACGACCCUGCUCGGAACAGAGUCUACAAGCUCAACGACGAGGUCGCCAAGCUCUUCGUACGGCCCCGGGGGUGGCAUCUGCCGGAGGCCCACAUUCUCAUCGACGGCGAGCCAGCGACAGCCUGCCUCGUCGACUUCGGACUCUACUUCUUCCACAACCACGCCGUAUUUCAGGGCUCGCGAUGCGCCGGCGCCGGCGCCGGCGCCGGCCCCUUCUUCUAUCUGCCUAAGAUGGAGCACUCAAGAGAGGCGAGUGUGUGGAACAGAGUAUUCGACCGGGCGGAGUUGUCGGCGGGAAUCGAGAGAGGGAGCAUCAGGGCGACGGUGCUCAUCGAAACGCUGCCGGCGGUGUUUCAGAUGGACGAGAUUCUGUACGAGCUUCGGGAUCACUCCGCCGGGCUCAACUGCGGGAGGUGGGACUACAUCUUCAGCUACGUCAAGACCUUCCGCCGCCACCCGGACCGCCUCCUCCCCGACCGGGUGCACGUCGGAAUGAAUCAACACUUCAUGAGGAGCUACUCCGACCUCCUCAUCCGGACCUGCCACCGCCGUGGCGUCCACGCCAUGGGAGGAAUGGCUGCUCAGAUUCCGAUCAGGAGCAACCCGGCGGCCAACGAGGCGGCAAUGGAAUCGGUGCGGAAGGACAAGCUGCGCGAGGUGCGAGCGGGGCACGACGGCACGUGGGCGGCGCACCCGGGACUGAUCCCGGUGAUCAUGGAAGUCUUCGCCGGCGGCAUGGGCGACAAGCCUAACCAGAUAGCCGUGACGCGAGAGGACGCCGGCGGCAUCACGGAGGAGGACCUCCUGCAGCGGCCACGAGGCGUCCGGACAGUCGAAGGGCUUCGGCUGAACACCCGCGUCGGCGUGCAGUACUUGGCCGCGUGGCUCGCCGGCGCGGGGGCGGUGCCGCUCUACAACCUCAUGGAGGACGCGGCGACGGCGGAGAUCUGCAGGGUGCAAAACUGGCAGUGGCUGAGGUACGGCGCUGUGCUGGACGGCGAGGCGGCGGAGGUGAGGGCGACGGUGGAGCUGUUCGGGAGGGUGGUGGAGGAAGAGAUGGGGAGGAUCCGACGUGAGGUCGGCGAGGAGAAGUUCGAGCGCGGAAAAUUUGAAGAGGCCUGCAAGAUCUUCACAAGGCAGUGCACCUCGCCGGAGCUGACUGACUUCCUCACACUGAAUGCUUAUAACAACAUCGUCGUUCAUCACCCCAAGGCACCUUCUAGGUUUUAG